AUGGUCAAUACACGUCCCUCUAAUGCUUCGAAGCAUCCGGGAAAUCCUGACCUCAAAAAUCCACGGCGACCGUCGAGUGAGCUGGUUGCUGAGCGCCUCGAGGCCGAACAGGAGCAAGCGGCGGAGGCAGCCACACAGGCUAAGAAGCUUGUGCAUGUUGCGAAACUACAGAAUACUGCACAUAAGGCAGAGCUGAAGCGAGCAAAAGUAGGAAACAAACCUAGUACUGCGUCCCAGUCGAAGACCAAGAAGCCUUCCGCAUCGGGUUCCAGUGCUGCCAAGAGUACUAGUACUCGAGCUCCUGCAGUGACCCCUCAUCAACCAGAGAGCACGAUCUUGCCAGUGAAUCAAUCCACGGACAAGCAUCAGUCAGCGCGUAAGUCGACGAAACCGGGACGCGAUGCUAUUACCGAGACCAGAGAAUUGUUGAGUGCAUCGGGGCAGCAAUCCCGCCGCACAGGUACAAGUGCGGCGACAAGUGCGAGUGGGAAAGGAACAACCGUUACGAGCGUCAAGUCCGCCGCCGCUGGUGGCUCAAAGCGCAAGGCGCCUGACAACAAUGGUGCAAGUUCUGAGUCCGCACGUCCCAAGCAGAAACCUGCGAAGAAGUCAAGGACGAAAGCCCCAGCCGGUGUACGACCUGACUGGAGUUCUCAAGCUCAGGCUGUCACUCCGUCUAAGGCCACCACUACUCCUGCCAAACAACAAGCCAUCUCUCUUCCGAGGGCUGCUAUACAGGUCGCGCGCGAGUGGUCGAAGUUGCAGCCACCUCAAGUCAAAGGAAGUGACGAUGAGUCGGGCCCGCCAGGCGAAGUCUUGAACGGAGGAUACGCAAGCGAUGACGAUGACGAGACGGCCGCUCCAGAGAAGGGUGACGUGCGUACUACAGCAGAGGGAAUUGUCACCAUCACGCACAACUCGAGUGGCCUGGACAAGGGCGUCACAAAAGGCCGUAAACGCGUUGGUGUCUCGCACUACAAGAACGAGGAUCUCCCAGCUGCCUGCCGCAAACUGUGGCGCAAUACGUACGUUCCAACCAUGUAUGACAUGUAUGCUACCGGCAACGACCCUUGGGAUAACACUGCGAAUAACCGCAUGGUCGGAAACCUUACGUAUGUAUGGGAGAAGGUAUACAACACACCUGUCUCGUCGGAGGAUAUUCGAGGGCCAAUUCUUGGAGUGAUGAACCAACGCCUCGCCGAGUGGCGUAACAAACUCGCCGCCGCAGCUAUCAAUGUUGUUGUGGGACAUUUCGAAGACGGCGGCGAACAGUAUUCGUCGCCAGAGUCUCGCGCGAAGUUUGUGAAGUGGGCUCUCGGUCCCAAGAAGCUAUUCAUAUGGCAGGCAACGACCCCGAAGCGAACAGGCGCAUUCCAAUCUUCACUGAUCAUCAAGACCUUCGCAACGCACCUCACAGAAGUUCAAGGGACCGUCGGCUCUUUCUUCAAAGGCUAUGAGCCACAGGGGGCACUUGCACUCACUUGUGUCGCGCUUGAGCGAGCGUUGAUGCUCUUUGAGACUGGUGUACACCACGUGUCGGAUCCAGGCGAUACCAAGCGACCCGAGUUCAAUGCCAGUAUCUGGUAUGAUGCAACAGAUGGUUACCAAGGAACUAUCGCACAACUCAAGCCCGAGGUCUGGGACGCGAUCAUCGCUGCCGCAGAACCAUACGCGAAGAAGGGCAAAGCUCGGCGCCUUGGACAUUCAGCAAGUUCUGACUGCGACAUGGGGCCAGAGGAUGAUCGCGCCAGGCUUCUCGACAGCUCCGACUUGGAAGAAGAUGACGGUGAGGUGGCUGCACAUUCCGAGCCACCCAACGAGGACGACAGCGACCCAAUCGUCGGGGAUGUGGAGCCUGAGGCCGUCGACAACUCCAUGGAGGUAGAGGAAGAUACGGCGAGUAUGUAUGGGUCGGACACCGCUGCGGGUCAACAGUGUCAUUCGCCGGUUGAAUGCGAGCCAUUCGAGGAAGAUGACGGCGUCGGAGUGAUCGUCUUGAUUCCAGCGGCUUCAUAUCGCCACGUCCGUAUACCCCUUGUCAUGUUUUCCGAGUCUCUGUCGCAGCUGCACCCCGAGUCCCCGCCGACUGCAUAUUCAGAUCUGGAAGCACUAGGAUGGAAGCAGUCUAUCCGCGACUACAUAGCAGCUAACCGUGACCGCGUCAAAGGCGCACCGUCCGACAACAUCGUCUUCUACGAGCUCUACCAGAGCCCCGCGCAACUCCGCGCACGCACGCACCCCGCGCUACUAGCCACGCAAUCCGCGCUGCUCUCACUCUGGCACAACUCUGCACGCUCCUCGUCCGCGUCCGGUCGUCCGCGUCAGCCUACGCACGCCCCUCGCCUACUUCGAUCGCCUCCGCAUCCGCCCGCCCGGACCCAGCGUCUUCACCCUCGGCCCGCACGUCGACAGCGGGGCGUGGAGCGCUGGGAGGACCCGGGCUUCCGCGCGUGCUUCAGCAAGAUUCUAGAGCAUGAGGAUGAGAAUGGGGUGGUGGACGUGGAGGCGUGGAGGAAGCACGAUGCCUUCGACGUCGCACCGAGGUUGGACGCGAAGCAGGACUUGUAUGACGCGCCGAACCAGUGUUCUGUGUUCCGCCCCUGGCAGGGCUGGACAGCGCUCUCGAGCACGGGCCCGCGCGAAGGCACGCUGCAGGUCUUCCCCAUGAUCACGCUUGCAGCGGCGUACAUCAUGCUCCGGCCGUUCUUCGCCCUCCGCGCGGGCGCACCCGCGCACUCGCUCGCUGCGGACGACUGGGUGCUUGACCUGGAGAGCACGGAGUUCCCCGGGAGCGUUCCCCGGAAGGCGCAGGAGCUCAACUCUCAGAGCCAUCCGCACCUAUGCUUCGACAAGACGCUCGUGAGCAUCCCGAGGGUCGAGCCUGGCGACCAGGUGUACUGGCAUUGCGAUGUUGUGCAUGCGGUUGAGAGCGAGCACAGAGGAGCGGGAGACUCAUCUGUCCUUUACAUCCCAGCUGUUCCGCUGACGGAGAAGAACGCCUGGUACCUCCGCGACCAACGAGCUUCGUUUGCGCGGGGGGUACCCUCUCCAGACUUCCCUGGUGGCGAGGGCGAAUCGCAGUUUGUAGGCCGAAUCGGUGUUGACGACAUCACCGGCGUACACACGCGGCGCAUGUUCGGCCUCGCGCCGUUCGAGCAACCUGCAGAUGCGUCCGCAGGGGAGAGGAACCUCAUUGAAGCAGCGAACCGUAUUCUGUUUGAACAGGCGUGAGGUCGGUCUGAGGUUGUAUUCAACUGAGAUCUGCCUUUGUCUCGAGUUGAUGCUGUACUUUUCUUGCAUGUACGAAUAUAUCCGUUAUCAGAACAGUCUCGCGAUCUCGCGAGUAACUGUCCCUUCGAACGAUCUGAACUAUGUCGAAUGCAGGGCAUAUAACCCUGGCGAACGGGAGGAGAAGUGCAAAAGACUGUAUCCUGUUUGCUGCUAUUUCGAGCCUGUCUCGCUGUCCGGGGCGUAGGACAAGUUUCGCUACGGCACCGCGAUUAGGCGUGCCGUGCAGGGCGACAUAGUAGUGUGCCAUCUCAAGCUACGGUGUC
Messenger RNA from Fomitopsis serialis, 3554 nucleotides. RefSeq lists its product as uncharacterized. The record is from RefSeq and is a predicted model, not a curated record. Bases 1 to 3231 code for a protein of 1076 amino acids. The transcript is spliced from 15 exons. Lineage: Eukaryota; Fungi; Basidiomycota; Agaricomycetes; Polyporales; Fomitopsidaceae.